This is a messenger RNA of Guyanagaster necrorhizus, 1326 nucleotides long. RefSeq lists its product as uncharacterized. The record is from RefSeq and is a predicted model, not a curated record. Bases 1 to 1326 code for a protein of 441 amino acids. NCBI's taxonomy places the organism in Eukaryota, Fungi, Basidiomycota, Agaricomycetes, Agaricales, Physalacriaceae. The transcript has 8 exons.
AUGCCUUCAUCCCUCGACCUCGGCAUUCCAUCUUCGCAGUCGAUUGCGACUGUCAAAGCCAUCAAUGUCGGCGGGCCUUCGACGCUUCUUCCCGCAGCGUUCUUUCUUGAACCCGUUCGUCCGGGUUAUGAAACAAUGACAGCGCCUGUCUACGCUUUCUUUAUUGAACAUAGCGCUACGGGAAAACGUCUUAUGUUCGACUUGGGAAUGCGCAAGGACCAGGAGGGUUUCCCCCCCGCGAUUCAGCAGAUGCUGACGACGUGGAGAGAUCUUGGGUUUGGAAUAGUAGUUGAUAAGGAUGUUCCCGAGAAACUCCAGGAGGGCGGUGUCGACCCCGCCACUAUCAACGCAGUCAUUUGGAGCCAUAGCCAUCUCGAUCAUACUGGUGACAUGUCCAAGUUUCCGAGCACCACAGAACUUGUCAUUGGUCCCGGUAUGGAUACCCGUACUUUCCCCACCACUCCCGAGUCUCUCCUCCUCGAAAGUGACUUUGUAGGCCGCAAAGUAACGCAACUUUCCCUGGACAAUUUCGUGCUGACUAUUGGAGACUACGACGCCCUCGAUUACUUCUCCGAUGGUAGCCUCUACAUUCUCAAUUCUCCGGGGCACCAAUCCGGACACAUUACUGUCCUCGCCCGAGUCACUCCUACGACAUUCGUGUUAUUAGGCGGUGAUUCGUGCCAUCAUAUGGGUCAGAUCCGCCCCACAGCUGACCUCCACAAUCACUUCCCCUGCCCUGGGCGCAUCCUCGAGUCCCUCGAAGACCUCUCAGUUUCCUCGCGUACCACCCCUCUACUAUCCGUUCCGUCCGGACAAUCGGCCUAUGCUGAUCCGAAGAUUGCUACCGAAACAAUCACCAAGCUAGGGAAGCUUGACGCGAGCCCGGACAUCCUGGUUCUGAUUGCACAUGACUGUACCGUUCCCGGUGUGAUUGACGAGUUCCCUGAGAGCGUGAACGAUUGGAAGGCGAAGGGGUGGAAGGAAAAAUUGACAUGGGCGUUUUUGGAGAAGGACAAUGUUGUAUCAACAAGGGUUCUGACGGCGGAGCGCUCUCGACUGAGGAUCGUUACUACUCUUCUCAUUUCUCCGUUGAUGUUGGAUAAGGUCAGAAAAGGAAACCAAAUAAUCGGUCUUGGCAUCCGAACCCUAACCCCAGUUUCCGUUACACUUUCAUUUCAACCCUUCACCAUCGGCAGGAGGGACUUUACUUUCUUUCCCUCUUCUUCUCGCCUUCGGUGGGCGAAAGGGGUGUAUAAUAGUUUUCUUGGUUCCUUCCGUGUCCUCCCUGGCUCCACCAUCGUUUUGGGGCGUCCAUAUACCAUCUAA